AUGGAAGAGCCAGGACUGGCGGAGGUGGUGGGUGAUGUGCUGACCUGGUGGUUCGGCAUCCAGUUCUGGGCCAAGGGCGAACCGAAGAACCCCACUGCCCACUAUGACGACCUGUGGCGGCAAAAAUGGUUCGCCAAGGAGGAGCUCACUGCCAUCGUCGACAACCACAUCAAGGACAACUUUCAGGUCCACGUAGACAAGGCCAUCAGCGGCGAAUAUGACCACUGGGGCAAGGACCACUACGGCGCCCUGGCAUUCGUCGUCCUAGCGGACCAGUUCACAAGAAAUAUCUACCGAGGGACAGCCAGGGCCUGGGCAGGCGACGCCAAGUCGCGAUCGAGUCCGGUCUCGACCAAACCCGUGGGUCGUGCCAUGCUCUACAUGCCGUUGCUGCACGCGGAGGACGCCGCGCUGCAGGCCAAGUCCGUUGAGCUGUUCGAAGCGCUCUACGAGGAUGCCAAGGCCAAGGGCGCUGGGACCCUAUCCAUCCUACAACGCUUUCACGCCGUGGAGCUCUUUGGCCGCUUUCCCGAGCGCAACCGACACCUCGGGCGCCAGAGCACCACGGCAGAGGCGGCGAAACUGUAG
Molecule: messenger RNA, 588 nt
Organism: Acanthamoeba castellanii str. Neff
Lineage: Eukaryota; Discosea; Longamoebia; Acanthamoebidae
Product: Bacterial protein of unknown function (DUF924)
Exons: 9
Coding region: 1-588 (195 amino acids)
Molecular function (GO): protein binding
Source: RefSeq, a predicted model, not a curated record